Messenger RNA from Neodiprion virginianus, 1836 nucleotides. RefSeq lists its product as uncharacterized. The record is from RefSeq and is a predicted model, not a curated record. Gene Ontology annotation, molecular function: zinc ion binding; nucleic acid binding. The transcript has 3 exons. NCBI's taxonomy places the organism in Eukaryota, Metazoa, Arthropoda, Insecta, Hymenoptera, Diprionidae. Bases 1 to 1836 code for a protein of 611 amino acids.
AUGCCGCGGGACAGAGUCAUCACCACGUUGAAUGACUUAUUUCGCGACAAAGAACCUAUAACACGCCGGCGAAUCGAGAUCCUCAACUAUCGAUACGACAAAGCGACCCCCAUCACGGAACAUAUCGAUCGUAUAAAUCGACACGCCUCAGACUUUGAUCGCGCGAAACUCACGGACGACAACCUAUGGAUUUUACUACUGCUACAAUCCUUCUGCUACUCAAGCGAAAACGACGAGUUAAAACGAAUAGCUCUCCGCGUAGUGGAAAAAAACGUAGAUGCAUCGCUUAAGGACAUAGUUGCAGAGUUAGAAGCUCAUAUUAACGUGUCAACUAGCCUCAAAAUGCUGGAAAAUCCGGUCGCAAAUUCGCCUACCACAGCGAUAAACGCCGUUCACGCGAAGUCUAAGGGGCAAUUCAAGCAAGGUGGUCCGAAGCAAAAACCGGUGCAGCCAUCAUCGGAUCAAAAGUGCAACGGUUGCGGAGGUGAUCAUCAACGCUCAAAGUGCCUUUUCAGUGAAGCUGUGUGUCAUGAGUGUUCGCGUAAAGGACACAUCGCCAAAGUGUGCCGUUCAAAACAGAAAGACGUAAAACGCAGUGUCAAAAGUGCGAGUCUCGUGACGCAAUCACUUACCUCGGUCGGUAAGCAUCGUCGAAAAUACGUACCAGUGACUAUCCUCGGUAAAGUCGUUAAUCUGCAAUACGACUCGGGUUCAGACAUUAAGUUGAUCGGCAAAGACGAAUGGGAGCGACGCGGCUCUCCAGACCUCGUCGCGAGUGAAAUCGUUGAACACGCGGGCGGGAGUGAGUUCAAAAUGAUCGGCAAGUUCAAGUAUUCGGUACAAGCUCUCGACCGUAACGCCGAACUGGAAAUUGACGUCGCAAACCGUGUGGGAGUGAACUUAUUCGGACUAAACGCGAUCGAUAGUCUCGACCUAUGGUCUGUGCCACUCAGUGAAUACGAAAACCCGGAAAUCAUAUUUCGUGUCCAAAGUUCGGAAACUCCCAAACCCAAGUUCGCGGCUGUACAAAUUCCGUGCAGACCGAUCCCAUACGCGAUAGAGAAACCUCUCGAGGAAGAAGUGCAACGCCUUGAAGACAAGGGUAUUAUCGAACGCGUCGAAUUCUCUAACUGGACCACACCCCUCGUGAUCGCAAAGAAGUUCAACAGCAAGAUGCGUCUAUGUGCAGACUACGACACCGGCGUGAACCGCGCGCUGAUCGACAACCGACACCCUCUACACAACGUGGAAGGUAUCAUCACCAAACUAAACGGAAAUCGCUUUUUCAGCGUACUCGACUUGAGCGAUGCUUUCUUCCAACUGGAAAUCGCUGAAGAUCAUCGAGAAAUAACUACUAUUACCACACCCAAGAGACUCUUCAGGUUCAGACAACUACCUUUUGGCAUCAAGACAGCACCUGCUAUGUUCCAACAAGCCAUGGAUAGUAUGCUAGCAGGGUUGCAAGGAGCUUGCGCGUAUAUUGACGAUGUAGUUGUCACUGGCUCCAACCGCCAGGAACACGAUCCCCUUGUUGCGCUGCUCCAACCAGACGAUACGAAAGGUCUCAAACUCACCACAGCCGCACGUCUUAAAAGAUGGGCGUUGAGACUCCUAGGAUACGACUUUCGCAUCGAACACAUCCGAGCGCAGGACUUCGGCCACGCGGACGCGCUAUCAAGCUUGAUAGAAAAAUUCCAUCGCGACAACAGCGGAAAACUUCGAGUGGCUAGCAUCCGGGCUGUAGAAGAAGCGGUCCAGCAAGUCAGAAACCUGUCUAUCGACAUCUUCGGAAUAAAUCUACGAGACAAACUCAGAUCAGCAGCAUUAGAAGAUUAA